Messenger RNA from Oncorhynchus masou masou (cherry salmon), 6793 nucleotides. RefSeq lists its product as uncharacterized. The transcript has 9 exons. Lineage: Eukaryota; Metazoa; Chordata; Actinopteri; Salmoniformes; Salmonidae. The record is from RefSeq and is a predicted model, not a curated record. Bases 54 to 6755 code for a protein of 2233 amino acids.
CUAAGGAGAUUGUGGACAUUGAGGCUUCUCUUGCACCAUUGACAGGAGAGGUCAUGGCUGUUAUGGUCAACUCCAGAGAAUGCCAGGGAGGAGAGCAAGGAACAAUGGAUGUGCUUCGAGAAAUAACACACAAAGUAAAUGUUUUGGCUUCAAGGGAUAGUGUUGGUGGUCUUCUGGAAGACACCCUAGCAGAGGAAAAAAAUCUGAAAGAGACUGUAUCCUCUGGCAGCUUGGUGAGUCCAAACAUCCUCAUACUUUCACCUUCUGAGAAAAAGCUUGGAUCUCCUGUAAUGACAACCAUUGAGAAAUUCUCCAGUGGUGAAUUGAAGUCAGAAGCCACUAACGCUAUUAGCGAAGUGCUCAUUAGGUCUAGCAGAAGUCUAUCUGCACAAAUGUCUGCUUGCACACCUGAGCAUUCAUGUAAUCUGGCCAGUGAAAGGAAUCUGCCAGCUAUGCCAGAACUUUUAACAACUACAAUUAAUGUAGGUUCUGAAGCCUCUGAAAUUAUGGAUUCCUUUCUGAGCGAUAUGACAUGUAUCGCACAAUCAGAUUUCACAAAAAUGAAAGCUCUACCCGCGGCCCUUAACCUUUCUAAAAGGUUGCAGAAUACGCUGAGGGGAUUUUACACUCGACUUUUGGCCCCUAACAGCUCAGAACGAGACAAAGAGGAGAAUCUAGAGCAAGCUAAAAACAUUUCUGCUCCUACUUUGAUCCAAAAGUCAUUUGGAUCCAACAAGAGUGAGCGUAUGCUUCCAGGGGUCAUAUCACCAGGAGAAGUGGCUCUUCAUAGACAUCAGAGUGAAAGCUCCAGACCUACGGCUCUUAGCCCUCAGAUCAUUCAGCUUCACCUCGACUCUACCACUAAGGAGGUUGUGAGCACAAUUGUGUCAUGUUACAAGCCAGAAGUUCCUGAGGAAGAAUUGACAUAUUCACAUGAAAAGAUGUCAUCGGAUACGUCCCUUUUGGCUACUGAGUUUGUGGACAAUGUCAUAGCUUGGUUAAAGGUCAUCUCUGCCGCAAGUUCUGCAACUUCUUCAUCAGAGAGUUUGUGCGUUUCUCCAAAUGCAUUCAUUUGCGAACUCUCCAGUGAAACGUUUCAGACACAGGCUGUGAAACAAGUGAAACAAGUCCUAAUUGAAUAUGUCAGGUGCUUUUCCAACUCAGGAAGUUCCAGCAUAUCAGAGUCCCACACUAGUCUGGUCAGUCAAUCAGAUUUUGGCAUUCAACAGGAUUCCUCCUCAACUUCCUUUAUGAGCAUGGACUCAUCCUCUUUUGGUGUUGUUGCAGCCGUUGUGAAAGACAUGAAGAGCCUGUUGCAGACCACCGAAUCAACUGAUAGUCUACAGCCAACUGAUUCUGCCCUUCUACAUGGUACCACAAGUUAUUCUGAGACAUCAAGCAAGAGCUGGCAAAGUGGCGUUGCCAUUUCUGACUUUAAACUUUGGUCUACAGCACAGACUAUUUAUAGGCACCUGCGGAACAACCUGAGAGAGUUUUUCAUCCGGCAUCAUCAACCAGAUGUAAAAACCACAGAUGCUAUCAUAAUGCAAGCCAAAAAAAGCAGCAGUCAAAUCUUGCUUGCCAUCCAAGAGGAAAUGACCAGAUCGGAGGAAUUGAUGACCUCACGGGAGCUGGUGCAACUCCAUGGCAUUGUGGGAAUGAUGCUGGAGGGUGUGGAGACAGUUUGCAGUGAGGAUGAUACAGAGCAAGAGUGGCAAGAGCUUCAAAGGCCUUCAACGUCUUUAUCUACUGCUUCAAAAGGCUCAAGGUCUCAGAGAUUGAACAAUACUCACACUCUCCCAGGAACUCCAAUGUCAACUGAGUUACUGGACAGUAGCUUCCCUGUCAUUAGAAGCACAUGUAUUGAUGCAAGAGAUGAUAUUGCAUCCGGGGCCUCAUUGAGUGACCUAGGAAAAACCCUGAAUGGUGUGGUGAGCUUCAUCAUUGAACAUAUUGAUCCUGAAGUGAUGCAGCGGAUCACUUCUCCAGACUCUGAUCUAACAUCACUAGAAGAACUUAUCUCAAAGGAGAAGAUUCACUCAUUGUGCCAUGACCUUGUUGAUCAACUUGAGAGCCUCAUUCGGGAGCAGAACAGCAUCCCACUAAUCAAAUCGGUGGCAGUCACUAAGUGUGUCUCUGACACAGUUUUGCUUAACCUAGCAAGGAGGGAAAACCAAGUGGGGAAACCCUUCUCCUCCAAACUCAUCUACAUGUUCGCUGAGGAGUUAAUGAACCAAUUGCUGCUUCCUUUGAUCUUGCCUCCUUCAUUGUGGGGCUUGGAUCAGGAAGCCUCCCUUUACGAUGUUCUGUCGAGCACAUCUAGUCACCGCAGCUCAAGUUCCACUACUUCUCGAGUGACUGUACUUGAUGGUAGUAGCUCUCUGGUGUCUGCUAGUUCUUCGCAGGUUUACGAUGACACAGUGAAUCUGUUCACAAGCGCGAUAUGUCACCAAGUGAUGGACAACAUUUCUGGAGCUUCUAGUCACACAGUGGAGGACAACAUCCAUGACAGAGAGGCAUCCAUCAUUGCUACUGGGUCUGUGGAUCAGGACCAGAGUGAUUCCAGUUCUCCUCCGGCUGUGAAACAAGGCAAAUGGAGGUUCAGAUUCCUCCCAAAGUUUUCCAAGUUCAGACUCAACCUCAAGGACUUGGAAGAUAGCCACCAGGAGAAAGGGAUGGAAGAGGAGGUGGAGGCAGAGAAACCAGACGCUCAACUAAAGGAAGAGAAGAAGGUCAUGUCUGGCAAGGCCCCCAAAAAAUCAGCAGACCAAGGCACUGAAGAAGUGGCAUUCUGUUCACCCCGAGCUCACUAUCUAGAUAAAUACCAAAACAGAGCGGCCGUAAUUCAACUCUUACAUGAGGAAUUACGCAAGAGUCAACUUUACCCCUCAGGAAUGGAAGAGGACGUCUGCUUCCCAAUCCUCAUCAAUUUCAUGAGGAAUCUCACUGAUAGGCAGUGGAAGGUGAUUCAGGAGGGCAUGAUAAAUCCUACAACCAAAGUACAACUUGCCAAAAUGUGUAAGAAGAUAGCGAAAACGGUUUCCCACAUUGCGGUAGAGAUCCUCAUCCCGACCCUUGCACAAAUAUUAGAGCUUGAUUCCGCUGGAGAAGCUAGUUCCUCUCCCUCGCUGACUGGAUCAGAGUGCGCCAACAUUGCAAGCAUCCAGGAACAUGUGGUGAAAUUGAAUGAAGAUGGUCUACCUAAGAGGACGGGCAGUGGAAGGUCCCUGUGCAGUCCACGGGCCAGGACUCCCUCCCCCUCGGCCACUGAUUUUGAGCAGUCACACAUGGUGACAUUUGAUGACAAAGAUCUAUCCACAAGGCCCAGCAGUGGAAGGUAUCUGUACAGUCAAUGGGUCAAGAGUCCCUACCCCUCAUCCACUGAAUUUGAACAGAGGCUUGAAUUGAUCCGCGGACACAGUUACCACAACAGAGAAUUGACGGCGAGCGGCAGUGGCAGACAUUAUUACAGCUCCCACACACCCACUCCACGUUCUUCCACAAGUUCCCAGACGUCGUUGCAGAGGGCACAUCGAGUAGACGUUCAACUGACAGAUCCUCUGAAUGCCCUCUUUGGGAUCACAGAGGCCACAAUUCUCCAAACGCUGGGUGAUCAAUCCUGCUCUUCUGGCUCACCUGGAUUGACCAGAUCUGUGGUCAGAGAUGUUGUGAGUCAGGUGAACUCUGACAUCUCACUGAUCAUCUCCUGUUCCAGCUCAGGUAAAUCAAGACCAGUGUUGUGUGACACUGGCAGGCGAUAUGCCAUGCAGGCCGCCCAGAAGCUGGUGUCUGUUAUCUGUGCCAAGUUGCGGAGGUUUGGAAUCACUGGACAGGCUGCGCCUCAAGCCAAAACCAAUCCAUCUAAGGAGAUUGUGGACAUUGAGGCUUCUCUUGCACCAUUGACAGGAGAGGUCAUGGCUGUUAUGGUCAACUCCAGAGAAUGCCAGGGAGGAGAGCAAGGAACAAUGGAUGUGCUUCGAGAAAUAACACACAAAGUAAAUGUUUUGGCUUCAAGGGAUAGUGUUGGUGGUCUUCUGGAAGACUCCCUAGCAGAGGAAAAAAAUCUGAAAGAGACUGUAUCCUCUGGCAGCUUGGUGAGUCCAAACAUCCUCAUACUUUCACCUUCUGAGAAAAAGCUUGGAUCUCCUGUAAUGACAACCAUUGAGAAAUUCUCCAGUGGUGAAUUGAAGUCAGAAGCCACUAACGCUAUUAGCGAAGUGCUCAUUAGGUCUAGCAGAAGUCUAUCUGCACAAAUGUCUGCUUGCACACCUGAGCAUUCAUGUAAUCUGGCCAGUGAAAGGAAUCUGCCAGCUAUGCCAGAACUUUUAACAACUACAAUUAAUGUAGGUUCUGAAGCCUCUGAAAUUAUGGAUUCCUUUCUGAGCGAUAUGACAUGUAUCGCACAAUCAGAUUUCACAAAAAUGAAAGCUCUACCCGCGGCCCUUAACCUUUCUAAACGGUUGCAGAAUACGCUGAGGGGAUUUUACACUCGACUUUUGGCCCCUAACAGCUCAGAACGAGACAAAGAGGAGAAUCUAGAGCAAGCUAAAAACAUUUCUGCUCCUACUUUGAUCCAAAAGUCAUUUGGAUCCAACAAGAGUGAGCGUAUGCUUCCAGGGGUCAUAUCACCAGGAGAAGUGGCUCUUCAUAGACAUCAGAGUGAAAGCUCCAGACCUACGGCUCUUAGCCCUCAGAUCAUUCAGCUUCACCUCGACUCUACCACUAAGGAGGUUGUGAGCACAAUUGUGUCAUGUUACAAGCCAGAAGUUCCUGAGGAAGAAUUGACAUAUUCACAUGAAAAGAUGUCAUCGGAUACGUCCCUUUUGGCUACUGAGUUUGUGGACCAUGUCAUAGCUUGGUUAAAGGUCAUCUCUGCCGCAAGUUCUGCAACUUCUUCAUCAGAGAGUUUGUGUGUUUCUCCAAAUGCAUUCAUUUGCGAACUCUCCAGUGAAACAUUUCAGACACAGGCUGUGAAACAAGUGAAACAAGUCCUAAUUGAAUAUGUCAGGUGCUUUUCCAACUCAGGAAGUUCCAGCAUAUCAGAGUCCCACACUAGUCUGGUCAGUCAAUCAGAUUUUGGCAUUCAACAGGAUUCCUCCUCAACUUCCUUUAUGAGCAUGGACUCAUCCUCUUUUGGUGUUGUUGCAGCAGUUGUGAAAGACAUGAAGAGCUUGUUGCAGACCACCGAAUCAACUGAUAGUCUACAGCCAACUGAUUCUGCCCUUCUACAUGGUACCACAAGUUAUUCUGAGACAUCAAGCAAGAGCUGGCAAAGUGGCGUUGCCAUUUCUGACUUUAAACUUUGGUCUACAGCACAGACUAUUUAUAGGCACCUGCGGAACAACCUGAGAGAGUUUUUCAUCCGGCAUCAUCAACCAGAUGUAAAAACCACAGAUGCUAUCAUAAUGCAAGCCAAAAAAAGCAGCAGUCAAAUCUUGCAUGCCAUCCAAGAGGAAAUGACCAGAUCGGAGGAAUUGAUGACCUCACGGGAGCUGGUGCAACUCCAUGGCAUUGUGGGAAUGAUGCUGGAGGGUGUGGAGACAGUUUGCAGUGAGGAUGAUACAGAGCAAGAGUGGCAAGAGCUUCAAAGGCCUUCAACGUCUUUAUCUACUGCUUCAAAAGGCUCAAGGUCUCAGAGAUUGAACAAUACUCACACUCUCCCAGGAACUCCAAUGUCAACUGAGUUACUGGACAGUAGCUUCCCUGUCAUUAGAAGCACAUGUAUUGAUGCAAGAGAUGAUAUUGCAUCCGGGGCCUCAUUGAGUGACCUAGGAAAAACCCUGAAUGGUGUGGUGAGCUUCAUCAUUGAACAUAUUGAUCCUGAAGUGAUGCAGCGGAUCACUUCUCCAGACUCUGAUCUAACAUCACUAGAAGAACUUAUCUCAAAGGAGAAGAUUCACUCAUUGUGCCAUGACCUUGUUGAUCAACUUGAGAGCCUCAUUCGGGAGCAGAACAGCAUCCCACUAAUCAAAUCGGUGGCAGUCACUAAGUGUGUCUCUGACACAGUUUUGCUUAACCUAGCAAGGAGGGAAAACCAAGUGGGGAAAACCUUCUCCUCCAAACUCAUCUACAUGUUCGCUGAGGAGUUAGUGAAGCAAUUGCUGCUUCCUUUGAUCUUGCCUCCUUCAUUGUGGGGCUUGGAUCAGGAAGCCUCCCUUUACGAUGUUCCGUCGAGCACAUCUAGUCACCGCAGCUCAAGUUCCACUACUGCUCGAGUGACUGUACUUGAUGGUAGUAGCUCUCUGGUGUCUGCUAGUUCUUCGCAGGUUUACGAUGACACAGUGAAUCUGUUCACAAGCGCGAUCUGUCACCAAGUGAUGGACAACAUUUCUGGAGCCUCUAGUCACACAGUGGAGGACAACAUCCAUGACAGAGACGCAUCCAUCAUUGCUACUGGGUCUGUGGAUCAGGCCCAGAGUGAUUCCAGUUCUCCUCCGGCUGUGAAACAAGGCAAAUGGAGGUUCAGAUUCCUCCCAAAGAUUUCCAAGUUCAGACUCAACCUCAAGUGCUUCAGGCGGCGCAACAAAAAGGAGGUACAGCCCUCAGAGGAAGCCCAGGACCAGAUUAAGUUUCCCCGGGAAGAGGACCAUUGCAUAUUACCCAACAUAGUGCCAAAGGCUGCCAUGGCUCCACUUCAAGAGAGUUGUCUCUCCACUUCUCAACCCAAGGAGAAGAAACACAAACCCUCCAUCUUUGUCAGGAUGUUUUCGGCCAUCAACAAAUGCUUUUGCAACACCUUAAAAAUGUCAAUCUAACAAAUAACAACACUUAAUUAAUCAAAUAAAGAUUUAUU